UCAGGUUAUGUCAACUUUGACCCUUUCAAAAUAAUAUAAAUAUGUAUGAAUUUAUUAAUAGUCAUCUGUAGGAGCAAUAGAGGAGAUAACGUAACAAAGAUUUUAUGUGAAUGGGAUUAAAAAUUAAAUUUCAGCGUCAGUGAACAGUUUAGACUUGAAUUAUUUAUGAUUCGGCGAUAAAAAAUCUCAAGCUUUGUUUGGAAGCUUUUGUUCGGUUGGUUUCUUCUGAGAGUAGUGAUUCAUUAAAAUACGGAUCAAGAUGAUUUCUGCUAUGUUUGCUCGCGUAACAUUUUAUCCAACAUUGUUUUACAAUGUAUUGAUGGAAAAGGCCUCCUUAAGGAAUUGGUAUGAUCGCAUUGAUGAGAAUGUAAUUUUGGGUGCUUUACCCUUCCGUUCGGAGGCGAAAGAAUUGAUCGCAAAGGAAAACGUGAAAGCAGUUGUUUCCAUGAAUGAAGACUACGAGUUGUCUAUGUUUUCCAAUGACUCAGAAAAAUGGAAAUUGCAUGGGAUCAGUUUUCUACAACUACCUACAACGGAUAUUUUUGAAGCACCAGAUCAAGAUAAACUUUAUGAAGGCGUAAAAUUUAUAAACAAAUUUCUACCUCUAGAGAAACGUAUAAAAACUUUAAAUGCGGCAUCUGAGCCUGAGAAUAAUGGGACUGUAUAUGUUCAUUGUAAGGCUGGGCGCACGCGUAGCGCUACUCUUGUUGGAUGUUACCUAAUGAUGAAAAAUGGCUGGUCACCGGAAGAAGCAGUGGACUUCAUGCGCGCUCGCCGACCUCAUAUUUUACUGCAUUCUAAGCAAUGGGAAGCUCUCAAGUUAUUCCACAAGAAAAAUGUCGAGAGUACGUGACCUCUCAAGCAUGUAUCGCAAAGCACAAAAGAUUUUUAUAUUCUGUAUUAUACAUUGUUAUUCAAAUGUUUUAACUUUACGUAAUAAAGAAGAAAGUCAGUUAUAUUUAUGCUAAUUUAUACAACCUA
Messenger RNA from Bactrocera dorsalis (oriental fruit fly), 981 nucleotides. RefSeq names its product phosphatidylglycerophosphatase and protein-tyrosine phosphatase 1 (gene PTPMT1). The record is from RefSeq and is a predicted model, not a curated record. The transcript is spliced from 4 exons. The coding region runs from base 260 to 853 and encodes 197 amino acids. Gene Ontology annotation, molecular function: phosphatidylinositol-4,5-bisphosphate 5-phosphatase activity; protein tyrosine/serine/threonine phosphatase activity; phosphatidylglycerophosphatase activity. Gene Ontology annotation, biological process: protein dephosphorylation. Lineage: Eukaryota; Metazoa; Arthropoda; Insecta; Diptera; Tephritidae.